Ostreococcus lucimarinus CCE9901 is the source of this 882-nucleotide messenger RNA. RefSeq lists its product with no specific name. The record is from RefSeq and is a predicted model, not a curated record. Lineage: Eukaryota; Viridiplantae; Chlorophyta; Mamiellophyceae; Mamiellales; Bathycoccaceae. The transcript has a single exon. The coding region runs from base 1 to 882 and encodes 293 amino acids.
AUGCAUGGCGACGACGAUGGAGACUCGACGGAGGACGUCGUCGAGCGCGGAGACGACGGCGUCCUGGUCCAACUCGAUUUCACCGUCGGCGUCGUCGCCGGCGUCGCCGGCGUCGUCGUCGGCGUCGUCCUCAUCGCUUCGACGAUCCGUCGACGGCGCGAUAUCGACCGCGCCGUCGACGACGCGCACCGUCGCCCCCGCGUCUUCGUAUCGAGCGUCUCUCCUAUCGUCCGCGACGAGUCCCGACACGCACCACCUGCUCGCUCGCGCCGCGACGUUCGACGCUCGCACUCUCGCUUCCCACGCCGCGUCCUCUCGCGCGUACACCUCCCGCGACCAAUACACUCGCAAGUGCUUCGGUUCUCGCACGCGUAUCGUCGCGGCGUCGCGUUCGCGUUCGCGCAGAUGAAAUCCCAGCGCGAACCUGCGCCUGAGCCUUCCCAGGCGCAUCGCGCGCGGAUCGAUCACCCACACCUCCGCCGCGUUCGUCGAGUUCAUGAGAUCGAACGCCAGGACGCCCUUGCCGCCGGCGACGUCCAGGACGACGCCGCCGUCGAGCGCGUCGGCGAACUCGCGCGCGAGCCACUCGCGAAACCGUUUCACUUUUUGCCGCGAGUCUUUUCGGCGCGUUUUGCGCGACCUCGAGCGAGGCGCGCGCGCGGCGUCGGCGUCGCGCGCGGCGUGGGCGAAUUUACACGCGUCGCCGUAGCGACACGCCCCGCGGAGGAAAUGGCGACAAGGCGGCGACGAGGACAUCGUCGCGGCGGCGUGUGCGGGACGAGACGGCGAGACGGCGAGACGACGGCGACGCGCGGUUCGCGACGGCGAGACGGCGAUGAAAAAUUAAAUGAAAUACAAGCGAUGCCGGGCGCGCGGCGGUGA